This is a messenger RNA of Lingula anatina, 2539 nucleotides long. RefSeq names its product trafficking protein particle complex subunit 13. The record is from RefSeq and is a predicted model, not a curated record. NCBI's taxonomy places the organism in Eukaryota, Metazoa, Brachiopoda, Lingulata, Lingulida, Lingulidae. Gene Ontology annotation, cellular component: TRAPPIII protein complex.
AGACACUGUGUCAGUACUAGUGGAACUAGAGACUGUAUAUUAUUGGGACAGCUCUGUUAGCUGGGAACAGUAUGUUAACACAGGAAGGCAGGGCUAACAGAUGUGAUGCAUCUCCUUUCUUGUGCAGUGAUGCGGCUGACCAAGCCGACCAUGAUGGUAUCUCACCCAGUGACAUGUGACCAGAGAGAUCUCCCUGGCAACACGCUCAACGACAUCACUGCCAAAGACCUUGCCACGGACAAAGAGACCCCUUACUUUGGCUUAGGAGAGCUGUUGACUCUACCACAGAAUUUUGGCAACAUCUUUUUGGGUGAGACUUUCUCCAGCUACAUCAGUGUCCACAAUGACAGCAACCAAGUUUGCAAGGAGAUUCUAGUUAAAGCUGACCUCCAGACCAGUUCCCAGAGGCUGUCAUUGUCCAGUGCCCACUCUGAGGCUGUGUCAGAGCUCCAGCCAGAGUGCAGCAUAGAUGACAUCAUCCACCAUGAAGUCAAAGAGCUAGGAACACAUAUCCUAGUUUGUGCUGUCAGUUACACCACACAGAGUGGAGAGAAGCUUUAUUUUAGGAAAUUUUUCAAGUUCCAGGUCCUGAAGCCACUAGAUGUCAAGACAAAGUUUUACAAUUCAGAGGAUUAUGUUUCUGAUGAGGUAUUUUUGGAGGCACAAAUUCAGAACAUCACCCCAGGCCCUAUCUAUGUGGAGAGUAUCACUCUGGACCCCUCCGUGUAUUACACUGCUGUGGAGCUCAAUAGUUGUGGAGGGAAAAACAGCAAUGAGCCAGUGUUUGGUAGUGUGAACUACAUCAACCCCCUGGACUCUAGACAGUAUCUGUACUGCCUGACCCCCAAGACAGAGAUGUACUCAGAGAACAAAGUGAUCAAGGGGGUGACCACCAUAGGAAAGCUGGACAUAGUGUGGAGAACCAACCUAGGAGAAGUGGGCAGACUGCAGACCAGUCAGCUACAGAGGGUGGCCCCUGGCUAUGGAGACAUCAGGUUGUCGGUACAAGCCAUCCCAGAUGCUGUAGAGAUAGAAAAACCUUUCAGUGUCACUUGUAGGAUAACAAACUGCUGUGAGCGAGAGAUGGACCUACUGUUAGUGCUCCAGAACACCAGCAAAGUAGGUUUGUUAUGGUGUGGAAUAUCAGGCAAACAGUUAGGAAAACUUCCCCCCGGCAGCAGUCUAGACCUACCACUCACUAUUAUCCCAAUCAGUCCUGGAUUACAGACCAUUUCUGGAGUUCGCUUGACAGAUUCUUUCUUAAAAAGAACUUAUGAACUGGAUGAAAUAGCCCAAAUAUUUGUAUAUAAUCCAGAAAUAGAGUAAAAACUACAGCUCUAUGAAAAUGCAUCAUCCUUUUUAAGUGCAUAGUGAAAAACUGUUUGAUGGUUAAUGACAACUCUUCAUCCAGAUGAUUUUGUUUUUAUCAACAGAAACGUUGCCUAAAAACAUGCUUAAAAAUUCCAUUUUGUCUUUACGUGGCUUGCUGGAAAGCUCUUGUCAUGUACUUGUUCAUGUCAUUAUUAAUACAGAAUGAGCAAAUUAUUCAUUUGUUUUGCCUAUGGCAAGUAAUGAAUUUUUUUAGAAAAGAGCCAACAUGAUUCAUUUGAAUGGAUUACUUGUCAGCAUAGAUAUGUGGUGCUCAUCUUUCAUUGAUUGUUAAUAAGUGCAAUUAUAUUGUAAAUAAAUGUAAAGUAACAUAUGGUGAAUAUAUAUAUAUAUAAUGAUGAUGUUUUUGAAUGUAUCCUUUCCCAAAAUGGAUCAAAAUUUCCAAUACAUAUAUAAAUAUUUAUUGAUAAUGAUUUGAAGUGUGCUCCCUCAGCUGUAGGUUACUUGGGAUGCCUAAAAGAAAAUUCAAUCCAGCACGAGGAUAGGAUAGGAUCUGUGAUCAAUUUAUUACUAAUUUAUCAACACUUGACAGGAACAGUGUAAUAGCAUCACAAAAUAUAAUCUUUUGCAAUGAUUCUAAAAAGCAUUAUGUACCAUUCAUUCAUCAUAAUCUUUUCAUAUAGCUUUUGAGGUUGGUAACAUCAAACUUGCAUAAAACAUACACCUCUACAGGUAUACCUGUUUUUUUGCUCAUAAAGGAAACAAACGGCCAGCUGUUAGAAUCUUCUGUUUUCUAUCAGUUAAAAAUUCCAAGCACCAUGCAUGACAAUGCUCCAUGUUCUACCAACAGUUUAACCAAGCCUUUUCAUUCUAAAUUUGUUCACAGACUGGCACAAAACGUACAACAACAAAGUAAAAUGAAAACUAACAGUGCUGCCAUCUUUAGGUAGUUUAUGUUUGCUGGAUGCUAACAAAUUGAAAUGACCAGCACAAAGGGGCAGUGUGCAGGAUUUUUAUUGUCUUAGAUCACAUCUUUCUUAAAAAUCUUGGUACAAAGGCGCAUUUUGUCCUUUUAAACAAUGAUACGACUGUCCCCUAUUAUGCGCAGUGCCAAUGUAAGGAAUGCCGGCAACUGCAUGUAUAUUUUAUCUUGAUUCAGUGAUGGUCAGUAAUCACAGUGAUCUGUUCAAGACCUUGGGGGGGGGGGGGG